AUGACACUGCACACCAUAAAUCGGGUAUGGUGCAAAAUAAUGAUCCAGAGAUACCUCGGGGUAUGGCUGGACAACAAUUUAUCAUUUGACCAGCUAUCCAUCGAGCUAUCGAAUGGAUCAUUAGAAUUGGAAUGUCUAGAUAUCAACACUAGAGCAGUCAGUGCGGCUCUAGCCGCCGGAAGUAUCCCACUGAAAUUGGUGGAUGGAUACGUGGGGAAGAUCAGAAUCGAGAUCCCCUGGGUGCGAAUUAUGACGGACCCAACAAGAAUGAGCAUAGAAGAUCUGCAACUCACAUUCAGAGGAGCAGAUGUCGUGAAACUCGAUGACAUGGAAACAAUAACUUCCAUGAUCGAGAGCGUCCUGAUGAGCCUCAGCACGGACGAUAUGGCGAGAAGUGUUUUCGAUGAGGUGUCCAAAGAGAACACCAUCACAAUGGACUUCAAAGGAAACGAAGAGACCGCCGACAGCUUUUCUGGAAUCAUCAACGCAGUGUGGUCCCGAUUUUGUUUGACAGUUCAUAAUCUGACUCUUCGAUUUGAAAACGAGCCGAAGAAUAAAUCAGAGAUGGCCACUGCCGUUGAAAUCCAUGUGCAGAAAAUCACAUUUAUGGAUGAGCAGAUGCGCUCGUGCGAGAUGGACCACACGAACGCAACCGAUUUGGUAACCACUCAACCACACGGCGUUGGAUCGACCACCAAUUUGAAUAAGAACCUCACAUUCCACGGAGUCUCUAUCCACACUGACGUUUUCUCUGAAAUUGCCAACGAGGGAAAUGAAGAUGAAAUUCUCAUCACCAGCAUGCACAUCAGGAGAGAAAAAGCCAAGCAGAUGUCACCAACAAAGUCUGUCUACAAUUCAUCACAUCCAGACAUGUUCCAAUCGGCUAUGAGCGACAUGGACGCGUUCCACUCUUGUUAUGAUAAAUUGACACAAGAAUCCACGUCGCCUGACCAGCUCGAGACAUUGAGAACCGCUCCUGCAGAACCAGAGCUAUUUUCAAACCCCAUCAAAUGUGGCGAGGUUAUCGGUGACAUUUCCUGUGUGUUUCGGAUAAAAAAUGCGGCUAACGAUGUUAAUGUGGCGGAUAUUGAGGAGUCGAAAAUUGAGACAGACAUAUUUGUGAAAGGACUGAACUUGUUUGCAACAGCAUCGCAAAUUGAAAUCAUGAAAAGAUAUUUCUUGUCUAUCACAACUCCAAAAGGAAUUAUUGUUCAAGAGCAAGGAAAACCAAUGAGCAAAGAAGACUAUGAGAACAUGACGAAGAAUAUGGAGCCAAAUCAAACACCAGAAGCUCCAAUCUCGGUCCCAACGUUUGGCGGUAACUGGAAUGCUGGCGAGGAGUUCAAGGAAUUCGAGAAUGCAAAGUCAUUAAAACAAAAGGAGAAGGAAAAGAGCGAGAAAGAGAAAUUCAAGACGUUGAAAGCGAACAGCAAUGUCAAAGAAGAAUUCACAGUGCGAACUCACAUUGGAACACUGCUGGCGUAUAUUCCACACUGUGAUUACAUGUCUUCCGACUAUGCUCGUCAACACGGUGGUUAUGGAAAAGUUCUGGAGGCUCUUCAAAAGGAAUCGAAGCAAUUCUUCAACGGGAUUCAAGGAUUUUCGUUCCUCUCAAAACACGGACUCGCCAACAUCCGCCAAGCUGCAGAGGCCUUCUACCCAAAAGACCAUUUGAGAGUCAUUGGAGGAUCAUUGGCUGUCACUUCCAGCAGCUCAAGAAUUGGAACUGUCGACACGUUCUCUUGCCGCAUCAAUGCUACACAUUUCGACAUGUUGGAGUACCUCACACCAGAAAGCGCUCCAGGUCACAAUGGUCCGCUUACAGUCAACAUCCUUGAUUAUUCCAACCAAGAAAAUGUGGAAUGUGACCCCAACUUCAAAAUGGUUCUGAGAACAUCGUCUGAAAAGAAGGGAGAGACCAAGAUUGAUGUUCUUCUUGGAGCCGUGCGUUCGGAACUGGAUUUCUCGAUUAUUGAUCGCAUCUCAAAUCUGAUCAUCUGCAAACCAUUCUUUGAUGAUGAAUCGGAAAAGGGUGCACAAAGAAAUAAAGUGCCGCAACUGAAGGACGACCUAUAUGCCGAAGCGAAUGCUACUGAAGAUGACGCAAAAUCUAAGACUCUCUUCAAUCUUGUGUGUCCCAACUGGCAAGUGGACCUGAGAAUUCCAAAAGCAGAUCUCCGCGACCCAACUGGAUCUCGUCUUCCAUUCUCUCAGAGGCAUGUGCACAAUGAAUAUCUUUCAUUGGGAAUCAAGGAAAUCGAUGUUUCAAUUCCAAUCGGGAAAGAUGUCUCUUUCAUCGAAAUUCUGUGCUCAGAAAUGUUUGGAGACUUCUGUGGAGAAGGAUUAAACAUUCCAAAAGAGCAACAGAGAGUUCUCUAUGCUUCCAAAAAUGGAUUUGAUAAGAUCAAUUUGAAAUUGGCACUCAAUGGAAACACAAAAAUCCCAGGCAGAGAUUCAACAUCAAGCAGCAUCCCAGAAAGCAUGCUGAAAUCAGUGUCUGCUGAUAUCAUGAUGGCUCAUCCAAAGAAAGAAGGUCCGUUCUCAAAAGUUCCGCGCUCGUAUAUGUCACAUGAUGGAGAAGAAAAGGAAGAGAUAAUCCAAGCAGGAACACGUCGAGAGAUUCUCUCUUUCCAGAAGGACUGUGAAGAUUUCGCGUCAACAUUUAUGUUGUUCACAAUUCCAGUCUUGAAACUGCACAUUCCAGAGAAAAGUUUCCUAGAGAUUCUUUACAACAGAUUGGUAAAUGACCUGGCUCUGUUCCAACCAGCCGCCCCGGCCUUCCGUGCUGAAGCGGAUGCAGUCACCAACGCGCAGCCGGUAGAGUCAUUCCAAGAAUGUGUCUCGCCCAAAAACUACGCUGAAAGUGAACAUUCUGAGUCGGAUGAUGAUGCUUUAACGUUGAAAGAGAGUGUGGACAGCAUUGAUUUUGACAGAGAUGUGCCGCACACUUUUGUGAUGACACUCAAUGCCAAGAAAUGUGCGAUCCUUUGCAACACUUCAAUUAAAGAGGACGAAAAAGCACCAGAAGCCGCUCAAGUUUCGCUCGAUCUUGAAAAAGUGCACAUUGGAACAACAGCCGGUUACCAUGGUGAUAUCAACCACACGUAUUUCCACUUCACCUCUUCAAAAGCUGCUGUGGGAAGUGUGGAUGCAUUAAAAGGAGUACAAAUUCCAAAUGUUAUUUCUGCCAAGGAUUUUGGAAAGUGGAAUAAGGAUUUGAACCAACUCGAAUACGUUCUUGCCACUGAUGAGUUGAGUUCCGGUUCUACGGAAGACGCUUUCGCUGUUGCCCUCCAUAUGAAUUUCAAGCCGGACGUCAACGUGAAAGAUGUUUUGGUUGGAAUUGCAAUCAGAAAUUCACAACUUCAAGCAAAACCAUUCAAGAACUGGGGAGCGUUCUGGAUUACUCAACUAUCGGAGCUUUUCACUCUUCAAGACUACGCUAUUCCUGGAUAUGUGCUUCCAACUGUCUCAACAGACCUUCAUAUUUGCUUGGAAAACGCAAUCAUUGGAUACGAUCACUCAUGGAUCAACCCGAGCAGUAAACUGAAGUUGAGAGCAGCUCUAGGACAUUGUAAUCUGGCCAGCUCGAUUGUUUCGGAUAUGAAUAUCUCCAAGACACUCUGCAUUUUCGAGAGCUGCCGAUUGUACAUGAGUCACGAUUCCCUCAAGGAUGCUGUUAGAUUUGAAGGAUAUGGAGCACCAAAAGCGCCAACCAAAAAGUUCAUUCCAUUCCUCGAUUUUGGUUCAGUUCAACUAGACAUUUUAUUUGCUGUCGGAGAAGAGACCGGUUCGAGAACCACCCCUGCAUUCGAAAUCCGCUGUCAAAACGACAUCAUAAACGCAUGGGCGUGUGCGGAUUCUCUCGCCACUUUUAUUCAAACGGUGAUGGAAUAUACCAGUCACGGACAGGUUCCAGUGAAAACACCCGCCGAGGAGGAAACUGAUGAGUUGGAAAAAUCGAUAAAGAAUGAGGAUAUCGCGAAGAGUGUAGCGGGAGAAUCGGUUUGGAGUGAUGCAUCGACAGGGAGCAAACAUAUUCAGAAAAUGGGAGUCGGUGCAGCUCUACCUGAUGAUGUUGAGAAAAGACUUCAAGCAAUGAUCAGAGAAGCAGUCGACGAGAACGAUGAGAGUGCUGGAAUUGCUAUUGGAGAGGAUGCUGUCAAAGAAUUCACAAUGACAAAACCAAAACCGAAGAAACCUUCCCGCAAACCAUCAAAAAAUAUGGAAGAUCCCACCAGAAACUACACUAUCACCGAUGAAGAGUUCUGUAUGGUGGAUGACAACGUAUUCGGAUCUGGGAUAACUAAUCUUCCGGGUGAAUCUCGAGUCAGAUCAAUGACAGCAAAGAACAAGUAUGACGAGCCGCCACUCACCAAACAAGACUUUUUCCAUUCGAUCGAAGAAAGUGGAAAUGACGGAUUGUACCAAACGAUGUCUGGAAACUGGACACCAGCUCUGAGAUACUUCUUGAAAGAUGUGACACUCAGACUCAGUUUGUAUGCUGGAAAUGAUCUGUCAACCACUCCAUCUCCUAUCAGAACUUAUUGCACCGAGGAAUACAGAAAUGGAUAUGGACCAGAACAAAAAAUUGAGAAGAACUCAGCUGGAGGACCCAACCGAGAUCACUCAGCGUUCGUGGUUCUUGAAUUGAAUAGGAUUACCUACUUGAAACAAGUCUUCGAGAAAAACGCCCCUCUUCUUUCAACUUCUCUCUUCCAAAUCGGCGAUGUUGUAAUUAAGGACUGUGUGAAAGCAAGUACCAUCCAAGAAAUGCUCUACCAGUAUUCCGUGGUGAAUCAACCAAGACGUGGAAGUGCUCCAAUCUUCAGUGUGAGAAUAGCGGAGUCUCAAUCAAAGGAAGGAAAGAUGAGAGUUUCCAUGCUUCCUAUCAAAAUCAACGUCGACCAAGACACUAUGGAGUUCCUCAUUGAGUUCUUUGAAGAAACAUCGAGGCUUCUUGACCUCCCGAAAAACCAGAUGAACCCAUUGAUUCAACGACCAGUCAUCGAAGUUCCAGCAGAGCCCAGUUCAAGAAAAACUUCACCAAAAACAUCGGUUUCAUCAUCAGAAGGAGACGUUGCCCCACGUAUGUACCCAAGCAUCCCGGAGCCUGCAAUGACUCUGGAACCACUCCAACCAUCUCCAGUACAACCAGCUACUCCACUUGGUGACCUGUCGUACCUCGAGAAAAUCUCAUCCAACCAUCAAUCUCCUGUCAAACGUCCAAUUAUUGACGCUCCUCUAACCGCUUCUGCUGUUUCUAUCGGCAGAAUCUUCGAAUCUCCAAAGAACGAAGUGGACGAUGAGCCUGUUGAUCCGAUUCAAAUCGAAGAAAUGGGCAAUUUCAACAUCAAUGAAGAACUCCGAAGAAUCAACGAAUUGGGAAAAUCAAAAUCAAGUCCACUUUUCAAUGACUCCGAAUCAGAAUCAAGCGAUGAAGAAGAUGAGACGAACACUGAUUUUGUUGUCCCACACACGUCUCAACACCAGAAAUUGCACGAAUCUUUUGAUCAUGCGCACCCAGCUGAUCUUUCUGAUCUCGCCGGUGACUGGGCUGAUGACGAUGACAGUAUUGACCACUUCACUGCUCACACUGAAAAUGACCAUUAUCACAAUUCUAAAACGACGAAGUGUGAAGAGUUACAAACAUUGAAUUUGAUGGAUGAGGAGGAGUCUGGAAAAGGAUCAAUGACCUCUCCAAUGCCGUCAAGUCCACUACGAUCUACACGAAGUGUGAAAAGAGAGCUCCCACCACUUAAGAUGCCACAACAACCACUUUCGAAUGAUGAUAUUCUCUUGAGGUCUACGAUGAUGGGAUCGAUUCAUCCAACUCAAAGUGUUCACAAUUUAGUAGAUACCAGUGACGAUUUGGAGGAGCAUUCAAACUUCUUGGAUGGUCUUGACGAUGAUGAAGACGAGGAGAAACAAAACGUUGAAGAAGAAAUGGAAGAAGAGCAAAAGAAGGAAGAAGAGGAAAGAGACAAGGAGAUUCAAGAAGCUGUUGAACGAGGAGAAACAUUCUUCAAGCAAUUCGUAUUCUCUCCAUCCGUCAACAUUUAUGUGGACUACCAAGGAAAACGGAAGAUCACCAUGGAGAAGCAGGGAGCAAUCGUCGGUCUUCUUAUGGCAUUCGGCCAGCUCAACCAGAUGCCUAUCACCCUCAAAAAGAUCAAUACACGUACCGGAUUGCUAGGAUCUGGACGUUGUAUGCAGCACGCUAUAGGAGAAUGGUCGGGAGACAUGCUGACUAACAUGCCAAGUGUAAUCGCAAGCUAUGGACCAAUCAGUCCACUGGUUCAAAUUGGAAGAGGUGUGGUUGAUCUCUUCUGGAUGCCAGUUUCCGAAUUCCGCAAGAAUGAUGGAAACGUGAUGAAAGGAGUACAACGAGGAGUGGGAUCAUUCAGUGUCUCCUCAGCGGCUGGAAUUGUUGGAAUGGCCCAGACAGUCACUGGCUUUGUUCAGAGUCUUGCUGAAAUGACCAUGAAUGAAAUCAAGCCUGAUGAUCCAUCCACGAGAAGAUCUAGAAGAUACAACAGACACCACGGCACCAAUCCAACAGAUGUCCGUCACAGUUUGCAGUUGGCUUAUGGAAUUCUUUAUGAUGGAUACCACCAAACCAGAGAUGACCUCGAGUUGGCUGCUCAGGAAGAUCGAGCUUCUGGAAACUCUGUCGUGCGUAGCGCAUUCCGAUACGCAGUUCCAACAUUCUUGGGACCAAUUGUGAUGGCCACUCAAGUUACCUACCAACUUCUUGGUGGUCUACGAAAUCAACUCCGUCCGGACACUUAUCAAGACGAACGGCGGAAAUGGGGAGAGAAAGAUGUGCCUGGAGGUGUCAAUAAAUGA
Molecule: messenger RNA, 6849 nt
Organism: Caenorhabditis remanei
Lineage: Eukaryota; Metazoa; Nematoda; Chromadorea; Rhabditida; Rhabditidae
Exons: 17
Coding region: 1-6849 (2282 amino acids)
Biological process (GO): piecemeal microautophagy of the nucleus; autophagosome assembly; autophagy of mitochondrion
Cellular component (GO): phagophore assembly site; extrinsic component of membrane
Molecular function (GO): phosphatidylinositol-3-phosphate binding
Source: RefSeq, a predicted model, not a curated record